This is a messenger RNA of Ilex paraguariensis (yerba mate), 1154 nucleotides long. Lineage: Eukaryota; Viridiplantae; Streptophyta; Magnoliopsida; Aquifoliales; Aquifoliaceae. The record is from the annotation of a GenBank genome assembly.
UCUUUCUCCUCGAUCAUUUCUCCAGUGUUUUGCAGAGCACGCCUCUCUCUCUCUCUCUCUCUCUCUAGACUGUUAUGGCCUUACCUCAACACCAGUUUCAACACCACAUUCAACCACGACAACAACCACCACCUAAACCAUCCAGAGAUUUGUACAGCAUGGAUGCUCAGAUUUCACCACCGGUCACAUAUUUCAACGGUCCAAAUCCUCCCGAUCAAUCUCAACACCCACCAUACAUACCUCCCUUUCACGUGGUGGGGUUAGCACCGGGUCCGGCAGACGGGAACGAUAGUGGGCUCGAUUUUCAGUGGAAUUACGGCUUGGAACCGCAGAAAAAGAGGCCAAAAGAGCAAGAUUUCAUGGAAAACCAUUCACAAAUAUCAUCUAUUGAUUUCUGGCAGGCCCGAUCGGUGUCGACUGGGUUAGGCUUGUCUUUGGACAAUGGGCGUUUGGCUUCGUCCGGUGAUUCUCCUUUGCUUGGUCUCGUUGGUGAUGACAUUGAGCGUGAGUUGCAGAGACAGGACGCUGACAUUGAUAGAUACAUCAAAGGUGACCGGCUAAGUCAAGGAAUCCUAGAGAAAGUUCAGGUCAACCAACUUCAAACUAUCUCAUACAUUGAAGAAAAAGUCCUCUCAAGACUCCGUGAGAAAGAGGUAGAGGUGGAAGACAUCAACAAAAAGAAUAUGGAGCUUGAAUUGCGAAUGGAACGGUUGGCUGCAGAGGCCAGUGCUUGGCAGCAAAGGGCCAAGUACAAUGACAACAUGAUCAACAUCCUUAAAAUCAAUCUUCAGCAAGUUUAUGCACAGAGCAGAGAUAGUAAAGAAGGGUGUGGUGACAGUGAGGUAGAUGAUACUGCCUCUUGCUACGAUGGUCGUGCCAUCGAUUUCCACGUGCUUUGCAAGGAUAGCAAUGAAAUGAGGGAGUUGAUGACUUGUAAGGUUUGUAGAAUCAACGAAGUAUGCAUGCUUUUGUUACCAUGUAAGCAUCUCUGCUUGUGUAAAGAAUGUGAAAUUAAACUCAGUCUUUGUCCAUUGUGUCAGGCCUCGAAGUAUAUAGGCAUGGAGGUCUAUAUGUAAUAGGAUAAUGAACAUCUAAUGUCAUCUUCUUCUAAUUUCAUGUCAACCUACACUUGUUCUUGUUGUUGUCUUCUAUCA